Anopheles maculipalpis is the source of this 14688-nucleotide messenger RNA. It is a transcript of the gene LRP1, whose product is annotated as low-density lipoprotein receptor-related protein 1. The record is from RefSeq and is a predicted model, not a curated record. Gene Ontology annotation, molecular function: calcium ion binding; protein binding. Bases 74 to 14650 code for a protein of 4858 amino acids. NCBI's taxonomy places the organism in Eukaryota, Metazoa, Arthropoda, Insecta, Diptera, Culicidae. The transcript has 14 exons.
GUUGAAAGUGUGUGGGGCGGGGUGGUGCGUCCGGCGUCGGGACGCGCAACGUGACGAGCAAAAAGGCGCCAGCAUGAUGUACGCCAGCAGGAGAAGUGAUCGUUCUCGUCCUGGCACUCGUUUUGCGCCGACGAUCGACGACGGGUGGGAACGGGCUGAAUACCAUCAGCAGCAACCCCAGCCACAACAACAGCAACGACAUCGUCAGCAUCGACAAGGCCAGAGAGAUGGUCGCGUCCGUCCAUCGGCGAUCAGUCGCGCGUACGCCAACGCUCGACUGCUGGUUUCACUUGGCACGUUGGCACUGUUGGUGACGUCGGUGAUGGCGGUGGGGGGUGUGUCAUUGACCGGAUCCAACAUUGCCAGUGUGCAAAUUUCAGGUGCAAGUGCAGCACGAUGGACGAAGGCCACCGAAACCGGUUCCGAACUACGGCGGAAGCCGCGAUCGCCGAUUGGAUCGGGCAGGAAAGAAGCGCCCAUAACAUCGCCCGAAGAAACAGAAGCAACCUGUUCACAAACACAGUUCACCUGUAUGAUGGAUGGCAAGUGCAUACCUGCCCUCUGGCGAUGUGAUACUUCCGCCGACUGCUCGGACGGCUCAGAUGAAGUCGGUUGUGAUAAAGCACACGCAUGCAACGAAGGUAUGUUUCACUGUAAGGUGUCCAAUCGAUGCAUCCCAAACGAUUGGACGUGCGACGGUGACGUUGACUGCGGCUUGGUGGAGAAGUACCAUAUGGUGGACACCUCGGACGAAGAUCCACAGCUGUGCCGGGCGCACAAAAAGUGUCUCCCAACGCAAGCCCUCUGUGGUGAUGGCAAGUGUUUGGAGAUUGAUCGGUUUUGUGAUGGAAGCUGGGAUUGCAGUAAUGACGAGCUGAACUGCUCCAGCAACAACACAGCAACGGCCAGCGCACCAACGAGCGCUUGCGACGCGCUCAAGUGUUCCUACGACUGUCGGUUAACAGCCGAAGGUCCCAAAUGCUUCUGUGCCAAAGACAGUCAACCGAAUGGGAAUGUGUGUGAAGAUUUCGACGAGUGUCAGAUCGAGGGCCUCUGCGAUCAGUUGUGCAAAAAUCUACCGGGAUCGUAUCAAUGCAGCUGCACCACAGGAUACGUGAAGCAGGGUAACACGUGCACUGCUGUUAAUUUGCCCAAGGACGAACCUGCUUCACUGCUGUUUACCACAUUCAACAAAGUGCAGAAAGUUUCCAUCAGCAACCGGACCGCAGUUCUGGAAGGAUCUGUUACGUUAAAUGACACCGGAGAAGGUGAAUAUCUUAAGCAGUCUUUCCCACGCAUCCGCGCCCUGGAAAUGGUACAUCGUAAUCGUACGUUUUGUCUUGCGCGUAACAAGGGCAAAUCGUUGCUUGAGUGUUACAGUGUUGACAACACUUCCCACAGCUGGACCAUGCCGCGUCCGGAUCUCUUUCCCAAUCUCGAAGACAUUGUCGACAUUCGGCUCGACUGGGUGUCGGGCAACUGGUACUAUCUCGACCAGCAGCGGGAAAUUAUCUUCGUCUGCUCACCCCAGAUGGUGCACUGUGCCAUCGUCGUAGAGGCACUGGCCGAAGUGCUUCGGCCACGACGAAUGGCUCUCGAUCCGACGAAAGGAUUUCUGUUUUUUUCUAAAUGGGGUAGCGGUGAUGUCAGCAUCGAAAGGUCACUGCUCGAUGGCACCAAUAGGAGCUCAAUCGUGCAUAAUAAAAUCAUUACCCCACUGGACAUUGCGCUAGAUUUAGUAAUGCAGCAUGUCUACUGGGUAGACACUCAUCUAGAUACGGUUCAGCGUGUAAACUACGACGGCAGUGGUCGCUGGUUUCCGAAGCGAAGCACAAACUUCAUGUUCAACUUUCAAACGCUCUAUGCUCUGGAUGUGUUUGAGCGCACGAUCUAUAUGGCGUCCUGGCAAAAUGGUAGCAUAGUGGCGCUAAACGGUACCACCGGUGAGGCGAGAAUCGUUGUCCCGAACGCAUACCAUGCGGUGCAUCUACACGUGUUUCAUAGGCAAAAGCAGCCGGAAGUGGCGCAUCCUUGUCGCAUUCAAAACGGUGGCUGCGAUCAACUAUGCAUACCAGUGUGGAAAAAAAUCGGUGUCGCCAUUGCACAAUGCAUGUGUUCUCCGGGCUACCGGUUAAAGACAAAAUCGCAAUGUGUACUCAUCAAGAGACCUACAUUUUUACUGUACGCCAAAACGAGCCCGGCCAUGAUACGAGGCUUCGCUGUUGGUAUCAAAUCUCAGGAAGCAAUUGUGCCCGUUACCAAUCUCGGUGGUCACAUCACGUUUGACUACCACGUGGAGGACCAGUUAAUCUUCUUCUCUCACAGCAAUAAAGACUCUCCUUCAUUUCGAAUAGAAGCACAAAAAUUGGACGGUACAGGGCGAGAACUGAUACUGGAAAGUCCUGGAUCGUGUGAUGGAAUAUCCUACGAUUGGUUGGGUAACAACAUCUUUUGGACAGAUUCCGACAGAAACCAAAUUUCUGUGGUAAAACUAGGACCCAAACGAUCGCGUUACACAAUUCUGCGACAUCUUUACGCGCCCAAAUCUAUUGUGGUAGAUCCAAAGCAAGGUUGGAUGUACUGGUCAUCGUGGUCAGUUCACGGUGGACGCAUUGAUCGUGCAUGGAUGAAUGGAUCUCAACCGGAACUGUUGGUAAGCAGCAAAGAUCGUCCAAUCGAGUGGCCAACGGGCCUUUCGAUCGAUACCAUCCAGAAGCGGUUGUACUGGUGCGAUGGACGCCUUAAUGUGAUCGAAAGCGUCAACCUUGAUGGAAGCAAUCAUGUGCUGCUCUUCGAUGGACGAUCACAAAACCGUUUCCCCGUCGCACUAGCCGUCCAUCGUCAGCUAGUUUAUUUUGCAGAUAAUGUAAAGGGUCAUAUUGAGAAGCUUAAUUUAAGCGAUCCACUCGCGCUAGAAACUAUAGCGAUAGAAAAACCGCAAGUCUUGGGUCUGAAGAUCUUCGAUAAUCUCACCCAGUACGGUGGAAAUGGACGUAAUGCGUGCGAAAUAGACUGUCCGGGGAUUUGUUUAAAUACUCCUGUUGCAACUGCCAGCUGUAAGUGUGAAGAUGGUCAGAUAUUGACGCUCUCAACCGACGGAAAGCCGGCGACUUGUGUCCCCUUCAAUCUGCAACAUUCGCCAGCAACUUGUAACAAUAGCACACAUUUCUUGUGUCGCAAUAAAAUCGACUGCAUUGAGAUCAAGUAUACCUGUGAUGGCGAUCGUGACUGUGAGGAUGGGAGCGAUGAGGAAACCACGCCUGAUGGACCAUGUGACCCAAACUGUGAUCUUGAGCAUAAUUUCAAGUGUGACGAGCAGAGAUGUAUCAGUCGAGUGCACGUGUGUGAUGGAUCGGUAGACUGCAUCGACGAAAGUGAUGAAGACUACAUUAAUUGCCCGAACAAAACGUGCACCGAACACUUUUUCCAGUGUGAAGUGAGCCAUCGAUGCAUACCGAGUACUUGGGUAUGCGAUCGACAUCUCGACUGCGGACCGAACGAUAAUUCGGACGAGCCAGAGCACUGCCACAAAUGUCCAGAGUUUGAAUGUAGAAACGCAGCUUGUGUGCCAUUUGAAUUUCUUUGCGAUGGAGUCGACAACUGUGGUGACCGAUCUGACGAAACGCAGUGCGACGUCGAGUGCGGUGCAAAUGAAUUCUUCUGCAGCCCGCAUGGAUGCAUCGAUCGUUCGCUAAUGUGCGAUCCUAAACUUAACUGCUUAAAUGCAUUCCACGAGUGUGACAAACUUUCUAAGGCUGGUGCCAAUGCGACAACCUAUCCCAGCGUCCACGUUCGUUCGGAAUCGGAAUUAAAAGACCUCUGUAGACAGGAUCUGAAGAUCAUCUGUGGUGCUGAUAAACAGUGCGAAGAAAACUACAACCGUGCGUGCCAACGAAUGGAGUUCGGGCCGUUCAAUGAAACUAUGACGUGUCACCAUCCGGAUCGACUGUGUCGUAUAACGAACGAGUGUAUAAAAGUGACGCAGCUUUGUAACGGCCGUACCGACUGUCCCGAUGGCACGGAUGAAGGGUUUCUGUGCGAAGAGAAAAAAUGUGAUAAGUAUAACGAUUGUUCUCAUUCGUGCCAUAAUGCUCCGGAGGGCUUGGUAUGCUCUUGUCCACCUCAUCUAUUUCUGCAACCAAAUGGCCGCGACUGUGGUCAUGAUCAUGCUUGUGACGCAUGGGGCACCUGUUCACAAGUUUGCACAAAAACUGGAACGCACUAUCGAUGUAGUUGCGUUGAAGGCUACACGCUUACGUACGAUAAGUUUACCUGCCGCAGUAAUAAUGCGGAUUCGCCCUACGUCAUUUUUAGCAAUCGACAGGAGAUACUCGGCUUCGAUCUGAACACACUUGGCGUAAGGAGUUUUUACACCUCGUUGCGAAACACGAUCGCAUUAGAUUUCCUGUAUCGCAACGAUUCCAUCCAGAUCUUCUGGUCGGAUGUGAUGGACGACAAGAUUUAUCGAGGCACGCUAAAGAACGACACGUUAAGCAACGUCGAAGCAGUCGUACAAUCUGGACUAUCGACGGCCGAAGGCCUUGCAGUAGAUUGGAUUGGAAUGAACAUCUACUGGAUCGAUUCAAACCUCGAUCAAAUCGAGGUAGCUAAAACGAAUGGAAGCUUCCGGAGAACGCUGGUAGCCGGUGACAUGGUCAAUCCACGUGCGAUCGCGCUUGAUCCGAUGGAAGGCGUCCUAUUUUGGACAGACUGGGAAGAAGGUUCGCCGAGGCUUGAGCGGUGCACAAUGGCCGGGGAAAACCGUACGGUGAUCAAAUACGUAGGAUCGGAUGGUGGCUGGCCGAAUGGAAUCGCGCUCGAUUACAUUCCACGGCGUGUUUACUGGAUCGAUGCACGUUCCGAUUCAAUUCACACGAUCACCUACGAUGGGCAGGAUCAUCAUCUUGUAAUCAAAGAUCAGGGUGUGCUGGCACAUCCGUUCAGCAUAACGGUGUUCGACAACUAUGUGUAUUGGACAGACUGGCGGACGUACUCCGUUAUACGAGCCAACAAAUGGAACGGCACGGAUGUGGCUGUGAUCCAGAAGACGCAAAGUCAACCGUUUGGAAUACAAAUUCUACACUCCAGUCGGCAACCAAACUCGCAGCCAAACCCGUGUGGCGUUAAUAAUGGAGGUUGUUCUCAUCUGUGCCUAUUGAGCGUUGGUUUGCGGCAUGAGUGCGCUUGUCCACAUGUAAUGCGUUUACAUGAGGACCGAAUGCAGUGUGUGCCAAAUGAGGAAAUUCUGCUGUUUGUGGUACUGACCGAAAUUCGAGGAGUUGAUCUUCAGCAGCCAGCACAUUACACGAUCCCAACUAUUAGUCACCAGACGCAAGUUGUACAACCUUCCGUGCUGGAUUACGAUAUCAGCGCUGCGCGGCUGUACUGGAAUGAUAUACAGCUGAAUGAAAUCAAAUCAUCCGGCUUGGCGACGGGACCAAUAGAGACUAUCCUCGAUACGGACAUUUCGCAUUCGCUAGGAUUCGCUGUGGACUGGAUCUCGAAGCUACUUUACUUUUCAACUGGUAACGAAACACACAGCCGCAUUAUGGUUAGCAAUCUGAACGGCGAAUAUGUGACGGAGAUCGCUAAUGAUCUGACCCUGGUCAACAGUUUAGUUGUGUAUCCGACAAGAGGUAUGAUGUACUUUGCAACGAUGAGCGAAACGCCAAAAUUGUAUGAGCUGUAUUCUAGUCGUAUGGACGGUUCCGAGCGGCAGUUGAUCAGUAAUUCAACGUUCUAUCCCGUCGACAGUUUGGCACUCGAUUUUGAAACAAACCGUUUGUACUACAUUUCUGCUCGAGCUCGCGAAAUCUACUACUAUGAUAUUGGUAGUGGCAAAAUCAUUCAAGUGCUUUCAUCUCACCAAGACAGUCACCCUAUCAGCACGAUCACCAUCUAUCGCGAUUCGAUCUACUACGAUGACAAUCAUGAUGGCCGCAUAAUGCGAUGCAAUAAAAACCUAUGCCAAAAUCCCAUCUCCGUGAGGAAUAAUACGAGCGGUCUUAAUGCGAUCCGAAUGUACCAUCCCGGGGCACAAAGUGGCACCAACUCUUGCCAGAAGCGAACGGACGGAACCUCGGCCACGGGCUGUGAACAUCUCUGUAUCCCCGUAUCAGCCCAAAGCCACGUGUGUCGCUGUGCGAUUGGAUAUAAAAGCGAUCCACGUAACGCAUCACGCUGUAUCGGAUUGGACGACAUUUUGGUGUAUUCGAUUGGUCAUCAACUCAGAGGUAUUGCAUUGUCCCCAACCCAGGUAGGGACGAGCGAUUCGCAAUCACGAGGCAAUCAGGAUAGCCUUGGGCCGUUGCAGCAAAUUUCGUUAGCUACAAGCAUCGAUUUCCAUGUCGCAAAUGAUUAUGUCUACAUUGCCGACACUGAUCGUGGAUCAAUCACACGCAUUAAGCGUGACGGCAGUGCACGGGAAGUGAUUAUAAGCAACUUUGAGCAGGUCGUAGAUGGCAGCACACUCGAUUGGUUAGGCGGCAUCGCAAUCGAUUGGGUGGCCCAGAACAUCUACUGGACGGACCAGAAACGAAACUUGAUUGAGGUGGCACGAUUGAACGGAAGUCUUCGGUACGUGGUCGCUUCGGACGUGGAAUCGCCACAGUUGCUGGCGAUCGAUCCAAUUCAAGGCUACCUAUUUUAUGUCACGCGCGGAACUAUUGGUCGGAUGGGAUUGGAUGGAUCUGGGAACUUUAUCCUGGUCAAUCGCACCACUGGCAUCAGUGACCUUGCUCUGGAUCUUGAAAAUCAGGUAGUUUAUUGGUGUGAAACAAGCUCCGACACAAUCUGGAAGGUGGACUACGACGGUAACUUGAAGCGGCUGUUGUUGAACGGAACAUCGCACAAUCCAAAAUCGUUGGAUAUCUUUGCGGACUCCAUUUACUGGGCAGAUUCGCGUGGUAACAUCUAUGAAGCAGGGCUGAGCAACGUUUUCAACUACAGAAGUGUGGUGGAAGCGUUGGAAGUAUCUUCGCUGAAGGAUAUAAAAAUUUUCUCGAGCCACAAGCAAAGCAAAACGAAUGCCUGCGGUGUAUCGAACGGAGGCUGCCAAGAACUUUGCCUAUUUAAUGGUACGCAUCCCAUAUGUGCCUGUUCGCAUGGUAAAAUAUCACUAGUGGAUCUGAAGACCUGUGAGCCGUACGAUAACUUUUUACUCUUCUCGCGCCAAUCGGCGAUCGAAAGCAUACACAUGACGGAUGAGAGCAACAUUAAUGGUCCCAUUCCGGAAAUUAAGAAUGCUACUUUUCUGAAAAACUCGAUAGCGCUCAGCUACGAUUACGACCAGCAGCUUAUUUUCUACUCAGACGUUGAACAUAGCACAAUCAACUGUGUGCACUUUAAUGGCACCAACCAUAGACGUAUCGUCACAAAGCAAUUAACCGUAGAAGGACUUGCAUUCAAUGUGCUUACGCGUGUACUGUUUUGGACAUCGAAAAAUGAGGCCGCAAUCCGAUCGCUCGAUCUGAGCAAUGCUUCUCUCUCCGAUCCGGUGGCAAAUGCGGCGCUUGUACAGGACGUAAUUAAGCUCCGCGCUACGGACAAACCUCGCGGAAUCGCCGUAGAGCCGUGUCUCGCGAUGGUGUACUGGACAAACUGGAAUCAACAGGCCGCCUCCAUACAGCGUGCGUAUCCUUCGGGAUAUGGGUUGGAAAGCAUCAUCACCAGUGACAUCCAAAUGCCGAAUGCGCUGACGCUCGACUACCAAGCGCGCAAACUGUACUGGGCCGAUGCAUUCCUGGACAAAAUUGAGCGGACGGAUUACGAUGGAAAGCACCGCGUUGUGUUGGCACACUCAACCCCUAAGCAUCCGUUUGCGCUGGCCGUGUUCGGUGAUCUACUAUUCUGGACGGAUCUAACCGUGCACGCGGUCGUUCGUGCCAACAAAUACUCCGGCAGUGACAUCGUGCUGUUGCGCCGGGAUAUUGCACAACCGAUGGGAAUUGUAGCUGUGCAAAGGACUGACAAGGAAUGUGCCGCUGAUCCGUGCCAGAUUAUGAACGGAUUCUGUGAAGACACGUGUCUGACCGAUGCGUCUGGAAAGGUGGAAUGUCAUUGUACGCAAGGUGUGCUUGCUUCCGAUGGCCAGCGCUGCAUACCGAAGUCGGUCAGCAAUUGUUCCUCGUCCGAGUUUAGCUGCACCAACGGUAACUGUAUUCCGUUCCAUCUGACCUGUGAUUCUAUCAAGCAAUGCCUGGAUGGCUCCGAUGAGUUACCAACCUUCUGCGCUCACAGACCAUGCCCGGCUGGAUUUUUCCGAUGCAACAAUGCGCGUUGCAUUCCACAGAAUCAACAAUGCAAUCACAUACAAAACUGUGGCGAUGGAAGCGACGAAAUUGGAUGUAGCUGCAACAGUGCAACACACUUCCGAUGCACAAACGGGCAAUGCAUCGUCAAAUCAAUGCGCUGUGAUUAUGAGCCCGACUGCAAGGACGUAUCGGACGAGAUCGGAUGUCCGGUGAUGCGAAGCUGCAUGACUGGAUUUAUUAAAUGUGCCAAUACGACCGCUUGCUACAUGCCGACGUGGCGCUGUGACGGCGAGAACGAUUGUUGGGACAAUUCAGACGAACUGGAUUGUCCGACGGCCAUCCCAACCUGCCCGGAGGAUAAGUUCCUGUGCGCAAACGGGCGCUGUAUACCGCAAUCGUGGCGCUGUGACGAUGAGGACGAUUGUACGGACUCAAAUGGCGGAGGCUUAAGUUCGGACGAGGUGGCUUGCGUGAAACACUGCAAACCAAACCAAUUCAAAUGCACAAACACUUCCGAGUGUAUCUCAAACAGCUGGCAGUGUGAUGGCCAUCCGGACUGUGCCGAUGGUUCGGAUGAGGGUGAGCACUGUUCGAGACGGGACUGUCCCGAAACGGAAUUCCAGUGUCCAACGACGAAUCGUUGCAUACCACAGAAGUGGGUGUGUGACGGUGACGUCGAUUGUGGUGCUACGCAGGACGACGAGAUGGGUUGCGACGAUAUGAUGCUGCACGUGUGUGAUAAGACUUCGUUUACGUGUACGAAUGGUGAGUGCAUCAGUCUGCUGGCCGUGUGCGAUGGCGAGCAGGACUGUGUGGACGGUUCAGACGAGCCACUGUACUGCAAGGAAGACGACGAUGGGUUCGAUGAGGAGGAAGGAUCCAUUGACCUGCGGUGUGCUGAUGAGGACCACUUCCGCUGCAACAAUGGUAAGUGUAUCGCGCGCAAUCUCACCUGCAACGUGAACAACGAUUGUGCGGAUGGAUCGGACGAAGAUAUACGAUUAUGCCGUAAUACGACGCUGAUCUGUGCCGGACCCGAUCUGUUCCGGUGCGAAAGUGGAGCCUGCAUAGUCAGCAGCAUGCUUUGCGACGGUGCCAAUGACUGUGGUGAUUGGAGCGACGAGAAGUCGUGCCAGGUCAACGAGUGUAAGAUGAUUCCGGAUCUUUGCGCACACGAUUGUGAAGAUCUGCCUGUGGGCUAUGAGUGCGUGUGUCGGAAAGGAUUCCGGGUGAAUGUGAACGACAAGCAUCUGUGUGUGGAUGUGGACGAAUGUACGGAACAGCAACCGAGACCAUGCUCCCAGACCUGUGUCAAUACGCACGGUUCCUAUCACUGUUCGUGUCUGGAAGGAUUCGUACUGCGUGAUAACGAUACUUGCCGUGCGGAUGGAGAUCAAAUCAUCGCACCAAAGCUCAUCUUCUCCAACCGGUACUAUCUGCGAGAGGUGGAUUUGAGCGGCGGAAUGACAAUCCUGGCCCACAAUCUAACAAACGCCAUAACGCUGGACUUUGACUGGCAGGAAAAAUGCUACUACUGGUCGGAUGUUACACGGACGGUCACCACCGUCAAGCGAAUGUGUGACAAAGGCGAAGCCGGAGAGGACAAUCGUACCAUUGAGGUGGUACAUCGAACGAAUUUGAAAAAUCCCGAAGGUCUAGCAGUUGAUUGGGUCGGCCGAAAUUUGUACUGGUGCGAUAAAGGUCUCGAUACGAUCGAAGUGUCGAAGCUCGACGGAAGAUAUCGCCGAGUCCUGAUUAACAAGGACUUACAGAAACCUCGCGCCAUUGCGCUCGAUCCUUACCGGCGCAACAUGUACUGGACCGAUUGGGGAGACGAACCGCACAUUGGCCGGGCCGGUAUGGAUGGAAGCAAUCAAACGUUCCUAAUCAAAGAUCAGCUCGGUUGGCCAAAUGCGCUUACGAUUAGCUUUGAAACGAACCAGCUAUUUUGGGGUGACGCUCGGGAAGAUUACAUCGCCGUCUGUGAUCUGGAUGGGAAAAAUGUGCGAAUACUGUUAACCCGAAAUCGACAGCCGGCACUCAACUUGCAUCACGUUUUUGCAAUUGCCGUGUGGGAGGAUCGCAUCUACUGGUCGGAUUUGGAUUCGAAAUCGAUCGAAUACUGUCACAAGUUUCGGGGCGAUGGUUGCGGUACGCUCAUCAAUACCAUACACCGUCCGAUGGACAUUCGAAUCUAUCAUCCCUACCGACAGAAGCAACCCGCCGAUAAUCCAUGCGAAACGGCCGGCUGUCAAACACUGUGCGUUCUUUCGCCAGAACCAGCCGGCUACCGGUGUCUUUGUCCGGACAACUUCAACCUGGCAGCGGACGGAAAGAGUUGUGUGGCGAAUUGCUCGGCCGCACACUUCCAGUGCCGGGACACGUUCAAGUGCAUUCCUUUCUAUUGGCGCUGCGACAAGCAGGACGACUGUGGGGACGGAAGUGAUGAGCCGGAAGACUGUCCCACGUUCAACUGCGAGGCGGGCCAAUUUCAGUGCCUCAACAAACAUUGCAUUAAUCCGAGCCAAAUCUGUGAUGGUAUCGAUCAGUGCGGCGAUCUAACGGACGAGCGAGAUUGCGAUCAGUUCGAGUGCUUCAGUUCACACUUUAAGUGUGGUGCCUCGCCGGCAAAGAAUACGAGCGCGUUCUGCAUCGAGGGUGCCCGACGCUGCGACGAAGAAGUUAACUGCCCGAACGGGGAGGAUGAGCAGGACUGCGAGCCAAAAAAUUGUACCUCCACCCAGUUCCGGUGUGCAAACGGUGGCAAGUGCAUCGAUCGUACCUGGGUGUGCGAUAACGUACCGGACUGUCACGAUGGUUCGGAUGAGCAGGUUUGUGGUCCGGCCACUACGUGCCCCGAGCACGAGUUUCGAUGUAGUGAGGGUCGCUGCAUUCCACAGUCAUGGCUGUGCGACGAUGAGAAUGACUGUGCGAAUGGGGAAGACGAGAAGGAGAACUGCAAGAAACCGGAAGCGAUCACCUGCGAACCGACUAACUUCCGGUGUAACAACUCCAAGUGUAUACCGGGAAGAUGGCGCUGUGAUUUCGAAAACGAUUGCGGCGAUAACUCGGACGAGCUGAACUGUGAACUGCGCAACUGUUCCGAGUCGGAGUUCCGUUGUCGCGAUGGACAUUGCAUUCGUGGAAUCCGACGUUGUGACAACGAGUUCAACUGUGCUGAUCAUAGCGAUGAGGAAAACUGCAACGUUACUUGUGGCGCGGAUCAGUUCAAGUGCAAAAAUCAUCCGGCCUGCAUUAGCAACAAAUUUAAGUGCGACGGUGAUAACGAUUGCAUCGACGAAUCGGACGAAGAGGAUUGCGAAUGUCAGGAGGGCGAAUACCGGUGCAACAAUGGGAAGUGCAUUCUCAGCAGCUGGGUGUGCGACGGCAUUGACGAUUGUCUGGACAACUCGGACGAAAUGGGCGAGUACUGCAAGGAGCACGGUUGCAACAAGCGUGCCUUCCGCUGUGCUAAUCGUAACUGCAUACGAAAGAGCUUGAUGUGCGACAACAAGGACGACUGUGGAGACAAUAGCGACGAGAAGAGUGCCCUGUGCCAGAAAUGUCCGCCGAACUCGUUCCGCUGUAACAGCGAUUCGAAGUGUAUAGAUAUAGCGCUGCGCUGUGAUCAAACUCCCCACUGUUUGGACGAGUCGGACGAGAUUGGAUGCAUCAAGACGGGCUGUGGGUUUGGUGCGUGCAGUCAGCUUUGUGUGGAGAAGAAGGGUCACUUUACCUGCCGAUGUGCGGAAGGAUACGCGAAGAGUGGCACGGGACGCAAUGCAACGUGCGUAGCGGUGGACGAGCAAGGGAUAUUGCUGGUGGCAUCGGAAUCUGAUUUCCGCAGCCUCUAUGUGGACACACCGGUGAUGGGAUACUUGCAGACGUCUUCGCUGAAGAUCGAUCGGUUCGAUUUCGCCAUCACGCGUCACAACAUUACCCUGUUCUGGAUCGAUAGCUAUGACACGAGCAUCAACAAGAUACUGAUGGACACGACGGUCAAGGAUGGAGAUUACUCGCAAACCCCUCCGAGCAAAAAGAAACACUCCCGUCGCGAUCUGCCUGCACCGGCACCUCCAUCAUACGAUCGAAUCAAAACGCUGGACGGUAAACACUCUUCGGUGGUGCUGAAAGAUGACGAAAUUGUACCGAUUGCUAUCGCGUGCGAUUGGCUAACGGAACGCUUGUACGUAAUCAAUAAGAAACGCAGCAAUAUCUUUGUGAUGAGCUUCAACGGUACAAAUCACACCACGCUAACGGCUACCGGCAAGCAUCCGAUCGAUUUGGUGGUAGAUCCGGUGAGCGGUAUCAUGGUGUGGUCCAUCAUGGAAACGAUCAUCAGUUCGGGAAUGGAUGGUCACGCCAAGCAAAAGCUUGUGCACACCAAUGUGGAGUGGGCAUCCGGUUUAGCUAUCGAUACGAUAACGAAGCGGCUUUACUGGGCAGACUAUCGAAAGUCUACCAUUGAGACGUGCCUUCUGUUGACUGGUGGCGAUCGUCACGUGAUCGCCGAACUCCACGAUUACUCCAAACCGAAGCUGCUGGAUGUGUUCGAAGAUAGUGUGUAUGUCAUACUUUACAAUCAGAACAUUCUGAAGCUGAACAAAUACGGCCGAGACAAUGGAACGUACAUGAACGAGGAAGCACGCAGUGCAGGUAGUUCCGGUGGAUAUCGGUCAUCUGAUGUACACUUCAUUCAUCCCCUAAAACAUGACAGAAGUGUUCCGAAUCCAUGCAUAAUGCAUCCAUGCCACAAUUCGACCGUUUGUCUACUCUCAACCGAAAACCGCCUACGACGUACCUGUCUAUGUACCGACGCACGCUCUGUUGCCAUUUUUGAUGAUCGAGGCGAAGUGAAGGAAUGUCUGGAAGCGCCUCCUCAAACUCCGGAAUGUAAGCUCCACUGCAACUAUGGCACCUGCUUCAUCGAUGCAGACGGUCAACAAAAGUGCAAUUGUUCUGCCAGCUUUGAUGGUAAAUACUGCGAUCAUUACAUAUGUUCCGGUUACUGCAAAAACAAGGGCUUCUGCGAGAUUGUAAACAACGAGCCAAAGUGUACCUGUCUCCCGCAAUGGACCGGCAAACGGUGCGACAUCUCAACCAAUAAAUGCCAACGGUACUGUCACAACGGUGGCAAUUGUACGAUCGUGCAGCGUGAUGGUGGCACGCUUAGCUGCAGCUGUCCGGCUGGCUACACGGGCGACCAGUGUGAACAUUGUGCGAAUUUGCGGUGCGAAAAUGGAGGCGUCUGUCGAAAGACAACCACCGACCGUAGCCAGUGUCUCUGUGCGGAGGGAUACGUAGGACGCAACUGCGAGAAGAACGUAUGCACAGCGUUCUGUGAGAAUGGUGGCGAGUGUACGAUCGAACGGGGAGCAGCGAAAUGUAGCUGUCCGGAAAAUACCUACGGCGAACGAUGCCAGCUUAGGGACUGUCCGGACCUUUGCCGAAACGGUGGAGACUGUGUGCCGGGUGAGCGACCGUACUGCAAGUGCCGGCAGGGAUACGAAGGCCGAUACUGUGAGCACGAUUUGUGCGAACUGCCGGAAGGAACGCGUCCAAGUUAUUGUUUACUAAUAAGACCCACUACUGAGCCUUCUGCACAUCCACCAUCAAGCACGUGUGGCUCCUUUAGCUGCAACAAUGGCGGACACUGUCUGGAGGUGCGUGGAAUGCCAAUCUGCAACUGCACGAUGCAGUACGCCGGCGAGCAUUGCGAAAGCUACGUCACGUAUCGCAAUCCGUGCAACAAUUUUUGCUUCAACAAUGGCAUUUGCCGGCUGGAUCUGUUUUCCUCUCCGAACGGCACGUACAUACCUUCCUGUGUGUGCAUCGGCGAAUGGACGGGCAAGCAAUGUGAUCGACCGCCGCGUUGCGUUGGUGACUGUGGUACCUGCAUCGAGGGAAGCUCCAUCAACGAAUGCACUUGUGAUGAUAACGAAAUAAGCACCUGUCUGCAAGAGGUAUCGCUCAGCGAACUAGAGCGUAUGGAUCCGAAUGGAUCCAGCUUUACGCUGUCGGUACUGGCGAUCGUUUUAUUUGCGAUACUCAUCAUAGCGGCCGGUCUUGGUGGUACUUUCUACGGACUGAGAAGAAGACGCACAGGACAACCGUUCCUGCACGCCCGGUUGACAGACAAUGUGGAAAUAACGAACCCAAUGUAUCUGGGCGAUGCUGACGAAGGUCCAGCAUUUGUACACGAAGACGAUAAGGUACACUUCGGCAACCCGGUUUACGAGCAGAUGUACGCCGGCAGUGUAAAUGUGCACAGCGACUCGUCAACAAUCGCUGGUAACAGUGCACACCCUUUGCUAACCACCGGUUCAACCGCACCGGAAGAGAAGAAAGGUCUGCUACAGCAUCCCCAGGAGGAUACGAUUGCGGCCGAUUUGUUAUGAUGUAAAACGAAAUAGUAGCAGUUGCUAAAGCGUCGGUU